UUGCUUCCUGCUGCUGUGCUGAAUGAAAGGAGAGAUGAGGAAAUAAAGUGCUUUGUGAAUGAAGAAAGGUUUUUGUUUUCUUUUUCCUUGAGUAAAUUGUUUGCAAUAUGUUUUGCCUGUGGCGAGUUAAAAUGAAUUAGUUUCAUAGUCACUAUGCUUUAAGUUGUGUAUAAUUUGCUGGCUACUUGAACUGAAACUAAACUAAACCACAGGACUUCACUCAGGUAGCUGGAUAACCCCAGGUAAAUGGACUUCCUGACUCUUUUCGGGAUCUAUGUGGCGGUGGUGCUCAGCUGCAUCGCCCUGGUGUGUCGAUACUCCGGCCAGCAACACACUCCUUUCAGCCGAGUGUACACCACUUUCUCUGAGGUUGUUUCUCCUUGGAUUCCACAAUGCAUUAAGAAUAUUUGCUACAGGAGUAUGCACAGACUCUUCCACCAGAGAAACCGCAUCUUCAUUUACUUACAUUUUAUUCUUGAGGCUGCUGUGUAUGGGGAAUUCUCCUACGAGAUCUUUGGAUUCUGUUUAGAAAUGGACACCACUUUGUUUAAUGUGUGUCUUCCAUAUUUCCUCUUGGCAAUUAAGUCCUACAUCUUUUACCUGUGCUGUAGUAAAGAUCCAGGUACACUGACAAAGGAAAACCAUGCAGUUCAACUGAAUGUGUACCGGUAUGAUGGGAAGUUGUUUCAAAAAGGAAUCUUUUGCCAAACAUGUCAGCUGGUGAAACCUGCCAGAUCUAAACACUGUAGUGUAUGCGACCGAUGUGUCCAGAGAUUUGACCACCACUGUGUGUGGGUGAAUAACUGCAUUGGUGCUCAGAACACUAGAUUCUUCCUGCUAUACCUGCUGAGUGUAUGUGCCAUGGCAGGUGAUAUUGCACUUCUCACGGCAGACAUGUUGUUUCAUACUGUCGUGCGAUCUGGAAUCAUGCAUGCACAAUACGUUGAUCCAGAGGGUCAGCAGCAGCCUGUAGGACCACUGUUUGUCAUACAGCACCUCUUCAUGACCUUCCCCAGGAUAAUCUUCAUGCUUGGCUUCGUGGUGUUUGUAUUUUUCCUUGUGGCGGGGUAUACCAUGUUUCACUGUUACCUGGCUCUGGUGAAUCAGACAUCGAAUGAAUGGUUCAAACAGAAAGGCCAUGGCUGCCAGCACUGCAAUCCUGUCUCUGGACACUCAUGCCGCACUUCCUACAACCCAUUCCGUGGUUUUUAUCACAGAGGAAUCCUCAAAAAUCUCAGGGAAAUAGUUUGGCCUUUAUGCCCGACUCAGAAGAAAGACAAUUAGCUUGUAGUUAAAGGAGUUUGGCCAAAAAAAAAAGAUUUCACACAAUGUUUUCCUAACCCUAAAUGUAGUCAUAUGUGAUACAGAGAUACAGUGUUGGCUCAUGUUGCUAACAAGUAAAGGAAGAUUAUAGCCACCAGUAUAGCAUUGCGUAGACUACAUGCCUAAAUCAUUGCACAGUUGCAGUGCAUUAAGUAAUCUCAAAAAUACUCUGUUGUUUCUUUGUAUGACACUUUUUUAUUUAUAAAACUGCACUAAAGGACAUCACAGAGCUAGAAACAGUAGCAGCUGCCAUCAAGAAUGCAGACUCGCCUUUUUCAUUAUAUAGUUUUGCAUAACUUUGUGCAAAUAUCAGUUGUGUAGAAUUCAGUGUCAUAUUUUAGAAAUUAUUGUAGAUCAAAUAAUUUAGAUUUGUUGCUUAAUUUUAUUAAUUCGGACCUAUUAUUUUAUGACGAAGUUUACAUACAUGUAUCUAAAAACACCUAAUAUGUUUCCUGAAGCAAUGUGUGAGAAAUUAGAUGCAGUUUGCAUAAUGCUUUCUUAUCCAUCCAGCCAUUAUCUGUAACCGCUUGUCCUGUACAGGGUCGCGAGCAAGCUGGAGCCUGUCCCAGCUGAUUAUGGGUGAGAGAUCGGGAUACACCCUGGACAAGUCGCCAGGUCAUCGCAGGGCUGACACAUAGCCCAUGUUUACAUUAGACCGUAUCAGCGGAUCAUCAGAUUAAUGUUUUUAAAACGAUUAGUGUGCACACAGCAACACCAAUACACGAUUUGCGUGUACAUAGCAACGCCAAUACACGGAUACGCUCGGCUCCGCAGGCAUCCUGCGCUCCAAAUCACUCCGCCCUGAACAGCGAGUGCCCUCUGGAGGGUGCGCACUCCGGCCCUGCGCAGCUCACAGAGCGCGCGAGUGAAGUGCACAAGCCACGAUUCGGGACUGAGCCGCUGUGUGUGAGAUCCCAGCGCAUAUCACUUACUACUUGCAAGUGGAAGGAUGGCAAGCCUAAAGACAAUCAUAACUACACAAUGGGCAGUAUUUGCAUCAGUAUUUGCAGUAUUUUCAUACUUUUAUACUCUUUAAUGAAAGGUGAUACAAGGCGGAAGUCCGCGCCGUUUUUCAGCAGUCGCGUCACAUGACCAACGCCAGCGAAUCAGGAAGGUGGAUGUCACAGUGACGUUGUCCAAUGACGACGCCAGCUAGAGCUCAGCACAGCGUAUCCGCGUAUUCUCAAUGUUUACACAGCACCGGAGCUGACACGAUCUGGAUUGAAUAGGUGGACGCUGGCGGAUUCCCGUUUCCAGGCGGUUUAAUGUAAACGGACAGUGCAUCCGCGAAGAAAACGAGACAGAUACGGUCUAAUGUAAACGUAGCCAUAGAGACAAACAACCAUUCACACCUACGGUCAAUUUAGAGCCACCAAUUAACUUAAUCUGCAUGUCUUUGGACUGUGGGGGGAAACCGGAGUACCCGGAAGAAACCCACGCAGACACGGGAAGAACAUGCAAACUCCACACAGAAAGGCCCCUGUCGGCCGCUAGGCUCAAAUCUAGAACCUUCUUGCUGUGAGGCGACAGUGCUAACCACUACACCACCGUGCCAUCCAUAAUGUUUUCUCUUUACUUAUUAUCAACAUUAGUUCUGUAGCUUUAGUAUAAAAAGGAAAAGUGAAUUUUGAAACGUGACUACUUUUGUCUGGAUGUUUCCUUUUAAUGUGAUGUUUUUAUUCGUACAUUAUGUUUUAUAUUGUUUUGGUGAGUGAGAUUGUUGAAAUAAAUAGUUUUUAUCUGAUGUUUGUUAAACAAGUGUCUGGAGAUCAGCUGUGUUUAUGCCAUAUUCCCUGCUCUGAUCAGCUCCCGGCUGCCAAAAUACAGGCUGAGCUUGUCAAACUGGUAGUCCAUCUUUACCUGUUGAUCAAAAGGAAAUAGUAUCUGAAUUAAUGUUUUAGGAUUUUUCAGCAGGGUUGGUAAACAGAGUGCGGUAGAUUUUGAUCACCUUGUAAAAUGUACAUUUAACCCUCAUCCUACCAUGCUAUUUUACACCUUAAUCUUACCAUGUGGGGUCCGUUUGGACCCCAAUACUUUUCUUUAAAAUUAAAGCUUAUAAAGACAAAAUCACCAGAUAAGUUUUGUUCAGAACAUCUUGUAUUAAUAACAGCAAUACACUAAAGGGCCCAAGGCAUAAAGAACACACUUAACCUUCAUCCUACCAGCCAAUUUUACAUACACAAACUACCAGGCGGGGUCCGUAUGGACCCCAGGGGGGAAUACCUUGAAAUCAGUGCAGUAAGAACCAAUUCAAUGCAGCAAACAGACAUAACUUUAUUGAAGAACAAAAUCCACUAUGGCUGAAUAUCAAUGAUGUAUUAUAAAUGCAAUAACAUUGCAAUAAUAUUGCAAUAACUAGCAUACAUGUAGCAAAUUAUAGCGCCAUAAAAAAAAAAUUGGCAUUAUAUACAUGAUUUUUGCAGCUCAUGCAGCUGCAAAACAUUCUGGAUUACAACUUAGGUCUUUUCUUACAGAAUUUAAAACAAAAAGGUAAUUGUAAAAUAAUUUCGGGCUUUUGUUUUGCAGCCUGUGCUUAUUGCAGCAGUGGGGUCCACACGGACCCCAAGAAGGAAUGCCUUGGUAGUUUCAUUAUGGAACAUAAAAGAAAUAAAAGAAGUUAACUUUCAGUGUGCUAUUCAAUUAUAAAAUGAAAGACAGAUAAACUUUACUCUGGGGUCCGGUUGGACCCCAGUAACAAAUUAAUUAUACCUUCACAAUGCAAAAAGCUGAUCUUCCGGUGCUUUAGUGUUUUAAUUAAGACGUAAAUUCCGACAAAUUCAUAAAACGGUGAGGCAGUAUGUCACAUAUUUUUAAAAUGGCAAACAAACAUAUUGGUGUGGGGUCCAGAUGGACCCCACUUGGUAGGAUGAAGGUUAAAGACUGGUCAUGUAUUAUCCUUUUCAGUUACUGUAGCUUAUUACUGGUAUCCACCUGUUCUUCAGUCCCUGUAACCUGCUGUACACCAGUCAUUUAUUUUUAUUUAUGAAUUUAAUUUCCAGAGGUGGACAGUAACGAAGUACAUUUACUUGAGUACUGUACUUAAGUACACUUUUUGAGUAUCUGUACUUUACUUGAGUAUUAUUUUUUUUGGAAACUUAUGACUUUAACUUCACUACUUUUGAAAGGUGAAUAUUGUACUUUUCACUCCACUACAUUUCUGUCAAACUAUGAAGCAGCUUUGAAAGUGGAUGUUUUUUUCCUUUCUUUUUUUUUUCUAAAACAUGACUGUUUUUUUCACAGGUGACACUGAGACAGCCUAUCAGUAAUCACUAGGGUCACGUCCAUAGACUGUAUAAAAUCAAAAUCAAUGAUUUCUCCGCAGCAUUAUUUAACACGAUCAUUUGAUGGCAGAAUGAAAGGAGGCAGUUCUUCUGGAGAAUGCACGCACCCAUGGUCAUACCUAGAAUCCAUGUUUCAGUUUUCUGAAAGGAUUAAAGAUUCAUUUUGUUUUUAAAUGUUUGCUUUGGGGCGGCACGGUGGUGUAGUGGUUAGCGCUGUCGCCUCACAGCAAGAA
Messenger RNA from Neoarius graeffei (lesser salmon catfish), 4837 nucleotides. RefSeq names its product zinc finger DHHC-type palmitoyltransferase 4 (gene zdhhc4). Gene Ontology annotation, biological process: protein targeting to membrane; peptidyl-L-cysteine S-palmitoylation. Gene Ontology annotation, molecular function: protein-cysteine S-palmitoyltransferase activity. Gene Ontology annotation, cellular component: endoplasmic reticulum; Golgi apparatus. The transcript has 7 exons. Bases 247 to 1284 code for a protein of 345 amino acids. The record is from RefSeq and is a predicted model, not a curated record. NCBI's taxonomy places the organism in Eukaryota, Metazoa, Chordata, Actinopteri, Siluriformes, Ariidae.